CAAUCAGAAGACUCGUUACCUCAGCGAGACAAGAGCGCCGCGCCCAAUGCCAGACGCGUACGGAGAAACAGACCGCUGCAGAAAGAAACGACGAAAACAAGCCCGUUAACGGAGAAAAACGCGAUCUCCCGUCUGCCCCCCGAGUCACUGUCCAUUCCUGCCGCACAGUAAGACCCAAAAUAAGCGUGUGCCAUGAACGGAGACUCAGGUGCAGGGGUGGUGACGGCCCCCCCGCCCACUAACCCCCCUCAUAAAGAGCGUUAUUUCGACCGUGUGGAUGAGAGCAGCCCUGAGUACCAGAGGGAGAGGAACAUGGCACCCGACCUGCGGCAGGACUUCAACAUGAUGGAACAGAGAAAGAGGGUCUCUAUGAUCCUCCAGAGUCCUGCCUUCUGUGAUGAACUGGAGACUCUGAUCCAGGAUCAGAUGAAGAAAGGGAAAAACCCCACCAGUCUUCUUGCUCUCCAGCAGAUCGCUGACUUCAUGACCACCAGUGUGCCCACCAUGUACCCAGCUGCCCCACAGGGUGGUAUGGCAGCCCUCAACAUGAGUUUGGGGAUGGUGACUCCAGUAAAUGACCUCAGGGGUUCAGACUCCAUCGCCUAUGAUAAGGGAGAGAAGCUGCUGCGCUGUAAACUGGCUGCGUUUUACCGUCUGGCCGAUCUGUUCGGCUGGUCUCAGCUCAUCUACAACCAUCUGACUGUCAGGCUGAACUCUGAACAGGAACGCUUUCUCAUCGUCCCUUUUGGGCUUCUGUACAGUGAAGUCACAGCCUCCAGUCUGGUGAAGAUCAACCUGCAGGGGGAAAUCGUAGACCGGGGCAGCACAAAUCUGGGUGUUAACCAGGCCGGAUUCAUGCUCCACUCCGCCAUCUACGCUGCCCGUCCUGACGUCAAGUGCAUAGUGCACAUUCACACGCCCGCUGGGGCUGCGGUCUCUGCUAUGAAGUGCGGUCUGCUGCCUAUCUCACCUGAAGCUCUGUCGCUUGGGGAGGUGGCGUACCACGAUUACCACGGUAUUCUGGUGGACGAGGAGGAGAACGUCCUCAUACAGAAGAACCUGGGUCCAAAGAGCAAGGUGCUGAUUUUGAGGAAUCACGGUCUGGUGUCUGUUGGGGAGACAGUCGAAGAAGCUUUUUACUACAUUCACAAUGUGGUCACCGCAUGUGAGAUUCAGGUCCGCACCCUCGCCAGUGCCGGCGGCCCAGACAACCUUGUGAUGUUGGACCCUGGGAAGUAUAAGUUCCGCCAACGUCACCUGGAGCCAGCUGGAGACGGGUCGAGCCCGCACCCGAAGUGGCAAAUCGGGGAGCAGGAGUUUGAAGCUUUGAUGAGGAUGCUGGAUAACCUGGGCUACAGGACUGGCUAUCCGUACCGUUGUCCGGCGCUGCGUGACAAAGCUAAAAAGUACAGUGACGUUGAGAUCCCCCCAUCAGCCACGGGCUACUCGUACACAGACGACAGUGACUCGGGUGCGCGCUCCCCGUUAAAACACAGCUUUCAGCGGCAACAGCGGGAUAAGAACCGCUGGCUGGCUUCAGGGCGGCCUGACGAAUCUGCAGAGGAGGGGCAGGACGGCAGCGGUAGCCCCAAGGCGAAGACUAAGGUGUGGACGAACAUAACACACGAUCACGUCAAACCCUUGCUGCAGUCGCUCUCGACCGGUGUCUGCGUGCCAAGCUGUAUUACCAACUGCUUGUGGGCUAAGGAGGACAGUGUCCGACAGGCCGUCGUGGCCAAUCAGUUUGUCCCGCUGAACACCAACCCUAAAGAAGUCCAAGAAAUGCGCAACAAGAUCCGUGAGCAGAACCUGCAGGAUAAGAAGACCGCUGGACCGCAGUCGCAGUUGCUCACAGGUGCGGGGGUGGAUCGCUCCUUCGUCCAAAAAGUGACCAUAUGGCAUGACGCUCCUCUGUCUGACUGCAGGGACUCUAUUGAUGGCAUUGACCUGUCAGACAGCUUUAGUCCUGCUAGGUCUGUUCGAAAGGGGGAGCUGGUGACCGCAUCUAAAGCCAUUAUUGAGAAGGAGUACCAGCCAUGUGUCAUUGUGACUAAAACCGGACCAAACCCCUUCAACAAGCUCACGGAUCAAGAUCUGGUGGAGUACCGCAGGGAGGUGGAGCUCAAACAGAAAGGCCCGGAAGCACAGGCCGAGGAAUCCGUCCACACUCCACUUUCAGAAGAAGUCCAGCCCCCCUCCGCCUCUCCAGAGACCACCUCCCCGCAGGAGAACGAGGAGCCACGGGUCACCGAAGCCCCACCGCCUUCUAUAAUCCCUAGUCGAGACGCUGAAUCCGAGCCCGUGUCGGGUCGAGAGAGCCCGUCACAUCCUCCAGAAUCCCCUCAUAAAGAGUUCCACUGUGCGGUCCUGAAAGCUCUGGGCUGUGACGCAGAACUGACCGCACUUACUCAACCCGAAUCAAACGGGCCGGAUGCAGGUCAGACACAAGACAUUGAAGACGGGAAAGUUCCCAGCGGCACCUGCACUCCUCCCAGCUCACCUGUGCGUGUAGAAGAAGAACCGGCACCACAGAACCAGUCGAGUAAAGACGGAAGCGACGCCGCCACUUUAAGACAAACCCUCCCUGAUCUCACCCCCGACGAAUCCUCUGAAGUAGCCGCCCUACCUGCAGAAGAGCCCGCCCCUGAACAGACAGACUCCGCCCCUCAACCUGAGGGGGAGGAGCCUGCUGCUGGUGACGAUGCGGCCGGUGACCACGGCAGUGACGGAUCGCCCAACAAAUCCCCUUCAAAGAAGAAGAAAAAGUUUCGCACCCCGUCUUUCUUGAAGAAAAACAAAAAGAAGUCUGAGACCUAGAGAUGAAGGUCGCUCAGGUGUUUGGCAAUACCGUCUUUAAAUCCAUUGGAGUUUUUUACUGCGUCUCCUUACUUUUAUUAUUUGUCAAUCUCUUUUUAUCAUUGAAAGGUCAGAUUUGUUUUUAUUCUGUUAAGCGUUCUUAAUAAAUGCUGGCCGACCGCUAAAGUCACUUUGGGAAGCGUGUGGCUUGUGAGGCAUGUGUUUUUAUAAAGAUCUGAAUAACCGCCAUCAUGUAUGAGAAUGUAUCUAAUGUUCAUAGGAGAAAACGUUCAGGACCCUCGUUGUGUUAAAAUAAAUUCAGAAUUCUGC
Triplophysa rosa is the source of this 3126-nucleotide messenger RNA. It is a transcript of the gene add1, whose product is annotated as adducin 1 (alpha). Gene Ontology annotation, biological process: positive regulation of establishment of endothelial barrier; positive regulation of adherens junction organization; barbed-end actin filament capping. The transcript has 18 exons. Lineage: Eukaryota; Metazoa; Chordata; Actinopteri; Cypriniformes; Nemacheilidae. Gene Ontology annotation, cellular component: adherens junction; focal adhesion; postsynaptic density. The record is from RefSeq and is a predicted model, not a curated record. Gene Ontology annotation, molecular function: actin filament binding. Bases 193 to 2817 code for a protein of 874 amino acids.